This is a messenger RNA of Cornus florida, 4424 nucleotides long. RefSeq names its product protein TOC75-3, chloroplastic-like. The coding region runs from base 1588 to 4077 and encodes 829 amino acids. Gene Ontology annotation, cellular component: chloroplast outer membrane. The transcript is spliced from 7 exons. NCBI's taxonomy places the organism in Eukaryota, Viridiplantae, Streptophyta, Magnoliopsida, Cornales, Cornaceae. The record is from RefSeq and is a predicted model, not a curated record. Gene Ontology annotation, molecular function: protein-transporting ATPase activity. Gene Ontology annotation, biological process: protein import into chloroplast stroma; chloroplast organization.
UUUCUCCUUAUUUGGAUCCAAAUAGGACUCUCUAAUGGAUUGUUUUUGUUAAUUUUAGUUAUUUUUGCUACGUUCCCAAGUCUUGGUUCGAAAUGUCGUUCAAAUUCUAUUCUUUUGCUUAACAAAAAACUACAAAUGAAAUCUUAUCCAUUGGAAAGGAUAUUAAUUUACAUGCUGGAUUUUAAAAAUGUGAGAGGACAAAAUUUCUCACCAUUUAAUAGUUUAUUUAAUUUGUGAAUACAAUUCAAUUCAGUAGAACCUUUUGUUCACUUUGUUUUUUUUUUUUCCUUCUUCUUUCCGCUCCCGUAUUAAUGAAAGAAUCGUACUCUCCAAUUGAAAUGGUGUUUGGUUUCUUUUCCGCGCUUUUAAAAUGCACCCUCUCUUCAAGUGAACAACCAUAUCUAUGACCCAUCACAGAAUCCUUAUAAACAGUCUUCGCUUUCAUCUUCCCUCCUGAUUAUCAAUGCCUUCGCUCCUUUGACUCAUUUUGCCUCCAAUCUCGUAGCCCUACACACAGCUUGGACGAUUAUCUGACGCUCGCAAACUGUUCGACAAAAUUCCCGAAACAAAUAUCCGACGUAGAGAAGGCCUAAAACCCAACAAGUUUGUCCUUCCUAGCGUUCUCAAAGCAUGCGGGCAUCUCUCUGAUCGACAAACCGGAGAGAAGAUACAUACUUUAGUCCUAAACUGUGAGUUUGAAUCCGAUGCUUUUGUCAAUAGUGCAUUUAUAGGUAUGUACCCAAAAUGUGGUCCGAUUGGAAAGGCCGAGCGGGUGUUCAAUGGGAUGGUUGAGAAAGAGUUGAUGGUAUUGAAUGCCAUGAUUUCGGGUUGUGCUCAACUGGGGUAUUUUAAAAAAAGCUUGGAGUUCGGUUGAAAAAACGAAACUAAUGAUAGUGAAGCCCAAUGUAGUAACAUGGAAUACGUUAAUUUCUGGCUUUGCACAAGCAGGUGAUGAUCUCUGAACUUUUUCAAUUGAUACCCAUUGACGGUGUUGAGCCUGACAUGGAAUCUCGGACUUUAGUUAUUUACGGGUUUGCGCAGAAUUUCCGUAACGGCUUUUGAGUUGCAUCCUAGUUCGGCUACAAUUAGUAGUCUCUUGCUGCGUGUUCAACCAAGGCAGAUUUGAGGUGUUGAAAGGAGAUUCAUGGCUACGCAGUGGUGAUUGGAGUCAAAGAAGAUAUAUUUGUGAGGAGUGCUCUUAUAGACAGGUAUGCAAAUUGUGGUUUAAUAUAUGAAGCAAGAACAUUGUUUCAUAAGAUGUUUGAAUGAAACACGCUACUGAAAUUCUACGAUUAUAAGGCGACAUUUUUUUUUUUUUUUUUCCCAAAUUUGGUAAAAAACACUAAUGGAAGGUUUGAAGUGGACAACCAACCCCAGCCAUCGUAGGUCACUCGGAUGCUAGAGAUUCAACUAGGGUUCUAAGCCACCCAGUACGUUGCCUUUGUGCACUCAUAAUUCUUUCACAAAACAUAUGAAUUUAUGAUAAAUAACUACAUUUAAAUUCAUACAUGGUAAUUCAGGAAAAAAUAAAAUCAUACAUGGUAUAAAACGCACUGUCUCUCCCCUUGCCUCCGCCCCUUAUCCUCAAUGGCAACCAUCGCUGCCCCCGGACAACUUCUGCCAAUACUCAGUCCCUCCUUCCGCUCUCGGCGCAACUCCACCACCACUAGCAUACCCACCACCAUCCGCCCACGUUUUGCCACUCGCCCUCCCACCAUCUGCCUACGGGCUGCCACUCGCCUACACACCACCUCUUCCCAAAACCGUAAGCCUUUAAAACCCACCUCCUCAUUACAAAACACUAAAGCUUUAAAUUUUCCAUCGUGUAAACCCUCCUUGUCCCUCCCAAAAACCCUAGUGCUGUCCACCGCCUCCGGCCUCCUCUUCCUCUUUGGCACACCUCUCAGUUACCUGUACAGUCGCAUUACAGGUGGUGGGGCUGGGGGCUGGGGUGGAGGAGGAGGCAGCAGUGGAAACAGCGGUGGCGGAGACGGCAGUUUCUGGUCGAAAAUAUUCUCUCCUGUUGUGAUUGCUAAGGAAGACGAAUCACAAUCUCAAGAAUGGGACUCACACGGGUUACCUGCCAACAUUGUGGUACAGCUUAACAAGCUCAGUGGAUUCAAAAAAUACAAGGUCUCUGACAUUUUGUUCUUUGAUAGACUCCGGAAAAGCACAGUCGGCACUGAAGAUUCCUUCUUUGAGAUGGUUUCGCUCCGGCCUGGCGGUAUUUACACCAAAGCCCAAUUCCAGAUGGAGCUCGAAACUCUUGCGACCUGUGGAAUGUUUGAAAAGGUCGAUCUUGAAGGGAAGACCAAUCCUGACGGAACUAUGGGAAUAACCAUAUCAUUUAAGGAGAGUACUUGGCAAUCAGCGGAUAAAUUUAGGUGUGUUAAUGUCGGUCUAAUGCCCCAGUCCAAGCCUAUUGAAAUGGACCCUGACAUGACGGAGAAGGAGAAAUCGGAGUACUAUUUGAGGCAAGAGAAGGAUUAUAAGAGGAGAAUCGAGAGGGCAAGGCCAUGUUUAUUGCCAAUACCAGUGCACAGAGAAGUGUUACAGAUGUUGAGAGGGCAAGGGAAUGUGAGCGCCAGGUUGAUGCAGAAGAUUAUGAACCAGGUUCAAAAGUGGUACCACGACGAGGGGUAUGUGUGGGCUAAAGUUAUGAAUUUUGGUUAUUUGAAUUCGAAGGAGGUGGUUUUCGAGGUUGUGGAAGGGGAUAUCACGCAAUUGGUGGUUCAGUUUCAUGAUAAGCUUGGGAAUGUAUGUGAGGGGAACACCCACAUCCCUAUUUUGAGACGAGAAUUACCCAAACAGCUCGGACAAGGGCAUGUUUUAAACAUAGAAGCUGCAAAACAAGCUCUAAGGAACAUAAGGGCAUUAGGCUUGUUUUCUAAUUUUGAAGUUAAUCCAAGACCUGAUGAGAAGAAUGAGGGAGGGCUUAUUGUUGAGAUUAAUCUUAAAGAAUUCGAACAAAAGUCGGCUGAAGUCAGUACAGAGUGGAGUAUUGUCCCUGGACAUGGAGGUCGUCCUACACUGGCUUCGAUUCAGCCUGGUGGAACUGUUUCCUUUGAGCACCGAAAUCUCAAAGGGCUAAAUAGGUCCAUUCUUGGUUCAGUGACAACUAGCAAUUUCCUCAGUCCGCAGGAUGAUCUGGGUUUUAAGUUUGAGUAUGUGCAUCCAUAUUUAGAUGGUGUGUAUAAUCCUCGCAACCGUACUUUCCGAGCAAGCUGCUUUAACAGCAGGAAACUUAGCCCAGUGUUCAUUGGUGGGCCAGAAGUGGAUGAAGUCCCCCCUAUAUGGGUUGAUCGAUCUGGUGUCAAAGCUAAUAUUACAGAGAAUUUCACGCGUCAAAGCAAAUUCACUUACGGACUUGUGAUGGAAGAGAUAACAUCGCGAGAUGAAAGCAGUCAUAUUUCUCCAAAUGGUCAAAGGGUCGCUCCAAGUGGAGAAAUUAGUACAGACGGACCUCCAACAACACUCAGUGGCACUGGCAUUGACCGAAUGGCAUUUGCACAGGCAAAUAUUACACGUGAUAACACCAAGUUUGUAAAUGGAGCAAUAGUUGGUGAGAGGAAUGUGUUCCAGCUCGACCAAGGUCUUGGCAUCGGCAGUAAGUUUCCAUUCUUUAAUCGCCACCAGCUCACAUUGACACGAUUUAUCCAGCUAAAAGAAGUGGAGGAAGGUGCUGGUAAACCCCCACCACCCGUGCUAGUCCUACAUGGCCAUUAUGGUGGUUGUGUGGGAGAUCUUCCAAGUUAUGAUGCUUUUACACUUGGGGGGCCUUAUUCAGUGAGGGGUUACAAUAUGGGUGAGAUAGGUGCAGCCAGAAAUAUCCUGGAGCUUGCGGCUGAGCUGAGGAUACCUGUGAAGAACACGCAUGUCUAUGCAUUUGCAGAGCAUGGUAAUGAUCUUGGAAGUUCAAAGGAUGUCGAAGGAAAGCCAACAGAGGUUUACAGGCGAGUUGGUCACGGUUCCUCGUAUGGUGUUGGGGUCAAGUUAGGCCAAGUACGGGCUGAGUAUGCCGUGGAUCACAACUCUGGCACUGGUGCAGUGUUCCUCAGAUGUGGAGAGAGAUUUUGAGAUGUGUUUCAUGGUUUUGCUGGGUGCAUAUUGUGUACAUUAAGGAAUCUUGGUGCUAUUCUAGAUGUGGCUAGUGUUGAGUUAUCUAGAACGACAAAGGUAUUUUAUAAAUAAGUUUCAUACUUUCUGCGGCAGCCGUUCUUUAUUCUCAUAGUGUUUCUGAAAUAAGGAAAUGCCUGGAAAAAAUUGGUAAAUACUUUUAAUUAUUUUUAUUUAUUUAUUGUGGUUUGAUAUAGAGGACAAUGUUAUGUAUUGAACAGUAUGGACACAAUGAAUUUUAUUUAAUAGUAUCUCUGAGUUUGGAAGGUUAUCUACUGUGGUUGCUAGAUUGAUGUAUGUUAUUUUUC